This is a messenger RNA of Ostrea edulis (European flat oyster), 2110 nucleotides long. RefSeq lists its product as uncharacterized. The record is from RefSeq and is a predicted model, not a curated record. The coding region runs from base 223 to 1662 and encodes 479 amino acids. The transcript is spliced from 2 exons. Lineage: Eukaryota; Metazoa; Mollusca; Bivalvia; Ostreida; Ostreidae.
ACAGUCCGCUGCUUCGUGCUUGAAGUUGUGUGCUGACUAAGUGACGGGGUCAUUUUUCUAACUAAAAUUUUUAUGUUUGCUGAGGCAUUAUGGCGUCUAAAACAGACACUUGUAAUACGCCCCCCGUAAAAUUCACCUUCUCACGGUGUGACCCACAUUUCACUUUUCUUCAUGCACAGUUAAGGUGCAGAGCUAGGGAUUUACUACUUACACAUUAGCAAGAUGUCCGGUCAUCACAGCUCCACAAUGGAUUCCAAGAAAUCGGACAAAAAUCACCUAGAAAACCUCAGCAAAGCCUUAAACAAGGCAAGGGAGUACAUCAUAUUGCUUCUGACUUACUUCCUGUACAAAAUCAUGCGUUCUAUUGUCACAACAACACAAAAAUUCACGUGGGCUGUAACAGGAGUAGAACGUACCCGGAAAGACGCAAAGAGCGGAAUUCAGUUCAAACAUAGUGCGCAUGUGCAUAACGUUUUAUGGAGACGAAAACUCAUUUUGUCAUCCGUGUCUGAUCCGUCGGAUUUCAUAUUAACUCACAAAUUUUUCAAACAUCCUAAUUAUGUAUUGAAGCCCAACAUCUCAUUGUAUUGCAUAACAAAAGACGAGGCGUUGUUUGUUGAAGUGGCAGAGGAUGUCAAUCUAUAUAAGCAAUUUGACAGCAAAGCGUUCUAUAUGAAACAGUUUGAAAGAGCCCACAGUGUUAUAAGCAUGCCUUUGGCAUCAUUUCAUAAAAUAGCUCAGGAUAUCGGCCGUCCAAAAGUCCCUAUCAUCUGGAUGUCUUCCACCGGAAGCUGUGGUGCUACACUGCUUAGUCGAGUGUUUGGACAACUUCCGGGCAUGGCAGUCAUUAGUGACCCAGAUGCCUUAACUAGCCUUGCAUUUUUGAAAAAAUCGAAUAAAUUCGGUAAAGGCGAAUACGAACAACUACUCCCAAGUGCACUACGACUAUUAUGCAAACACGACGACCGCGCUGGGAUAUUCUUUGUGAAAACGAGGCCAUGCAGUACGUGUCAAAUGGCCGAUGUGUACAAAUGCUUCCCACAGAUUUAUCAUCUAUACAUUUAUCGCAAUAGCUUUAAAACUGUCACUUCUCAUCUCAAUAUAUUUGCUAAGGAACCAAUAUCCAUAGUAGGCAAGUACGUGAUAGAUAGUCAAGUCUUGUCGGCCAUUUUGCCCUGCUUUCGAAAAUCUCUGUACCACAAUUAUUGUUAUGUGCUGGAAAGAACAGACGGCAAUGACAAUGGAAAGAACCUCACAACUGUGGGUAUUUUUGCUACAUCUUGGGCGGCCAAUAUAGUCCAGUGUCUAGAUCACGUGGACGCUGGGGUUCCCGUCAUUGCGAUCAUGUUCGAGGAAAUGAUGAAAAAUCCCCAAAAAAUUCUCUCUAUUCUGUUUGACGUUUUGGAAUUGAGACAGGAGUAUUUAUCUGAUGCUAUGGAGGGCUUCCGGAUCGAUCCGUGCAACAACAACGUGGCUAGUGGACUCGGCUUGAACGAAACCAGACGACCCAUUUCCCACCAGGCCCGCGUUGAGGCUGACGCCAUAUUGAAGAAACAUGGACUGCCAAAAUUGGGAGAGAGAUUUGAAAUCCCUGGUCUUCUAGAUUUCGAUACAACAAAAUUCAGAGGAAUUAAUACCGGCACCAAAGAUAGAUAUUAUUAACGAUCACAGAUAUAGAUUUUGAAAUGCAUCGAAAUUUUGUUUGUUAACACUUGUACAAUGCACUUAGAAGAAAUUGCAAUAUUUUCCUUGAAUCCCUGCUGUCACUUUUUACACAUGUACUAUUUAUUCUCUGAAUGGCUAGAUACUGAAUGUUUACUCCGUUUACCUGAUCAAGAUUUAAGGCUCACGGCGGUUGUGACUGGUCGACAGGGGAUGAUUACUCCUCCUAGGCACCUGAUCCCACCUCUGGUAUCUCCAGGGGUCCGUGUUUGCCCUACUCUUAAUUUUGUAUUCUUUAAAGGAAUUAUGAGAUUGAUCACUGUUCGUUAUCUUCAUCUUUUCAUUUAAAAUGUGUAUUAUGCACGUGUAAUACAUGUCCAUACAUGUUUGCAGUAACUUGUACCUUUUCAUACCUUUGUUGCAUCAAUAAAUCAUAAUUAAAGUAAAA